This is a messenger RNA of Verticillium dahliae VdLs.17, 582 nucleotides long. RefSeq lists its product as uncharacterized. The transcript has 5 exons. The record is from RefSeq and is a predicted model, not a curated record. Lineage: Eukaryota; Fungi; Ascomycota; Sordariomycetes; Glomerellales; Plectosphaerellaceae. Bases 1 to 582 code for a protein of 193 amino acids. Gene Ontology annotation, molecular function: nascent polypeptide-associated complex binding. Gene Ontology annotation, cellular component: mitochondrial outer membrane.
AUGGAGCACUACGAUGAAGCACUUGCCGUCCCAUCUCCCGAUAUCCAGCUGCUCAAGAUGUCCGGAUCUGAAUCGUGGGCCGACGUCGCCUCCAAGGGCCCCCAGCAGACCGCCGAAGAGGCCCGCGCGCCCCCUCCCGUCGAGGUCCAGACCGACGCCGAGACGUCGACCUCGUCCCUCGUCGACGUCGACAGCGAGUCCGUCCGCACUGUCCCCUCCGAUUACCUCCAGCAGGAGGUGCAGACCGAGACGCAGGCCGAUCGUAUCGAUCGCGAGGAGAAGGCUCGUGCCGAGGCCGAGCUCGCCAAGAAGAAGGCCGCUCACAAGGCCCGCCGUGCCGACAGCUGGCUGACGCGGCAGUUCUCCUCCCUCAGCGACGGCAGCGCUGGCGCCCUCGCCAUUGUCAACCUCGUCGGCGUCGUUGGCCUCAGUGGCUUCCUUGGCUACCGCGCCUGGGGUCUGUACGAGCGCGGUCGCCUGAGCUGGCAGAACGUGGGCGUCGGCCUGGGCGUCCUGGGUGUGGUUGGCGUCGUUGAGGGCAUUUUCGGAGGCUACCUCUACAAGACGAAGGGUAAGAAAUAG